AAUGUCAAAUGUCUAUCUUUCAGUGUCACUCCAGCAUGUUCAAUGCUCAUUGGUGAAAAGAAUUGUAGUAUUGUGGAGCAAAUUUCAAAAUAAAUCAGAAUUCAAAGAAACACGUUAUGAUACGAAUGAAUAUUUAAUAGGAUAAAUAAAAUGCAUCUUUCUCAAAUAAAGGAUUUUGUUAGCAGUGUUGCUGUAACCAUAACCAUUUUACAGUUUCUUUCUGGAAUUCUAGUUUGCAAACAAUAUGUCGUAAAUCGGACCACAGCUGAAGCUUCUCCGCUUCCAUUUAUAUGUGGCGUCAUGUCUGCCGCUCUCUGGAUAUUGUAUGGACUUACUAAACAUGACAAUAAAAUUGUGUUUGUCAAUGUAAUUGGUGUGACGCUCAUGUUUGCCUAUACAGCUGUGUUCUACAUCUUCACAUUUAAAAAGUCAUCAGUUUUGAAACAGAUUUUUGCUAUGGUUGCAUUUAUAAUAUUCACACUUGGAUAUGUUUCUGUUGAAGAUGACAAUGAACUACUUUUGGGUAGACUAGGGUUGUUAGCAUGUUCCUUCACACUGUUGACGAUAGCUUCUCCAUUGAGUAAAUUAUUUUAUGUCCUAAAAGUAAAAUGUACUGAAUGUCUUCCAUUCCCAAUGAUACUAAUGUCUUUUUUCGUGUCUGCAACAUGGUUCCUAUAUGGCUUAAUUGAAGAGGAUGUAUAUAUUACAACACCAAACUUCAUUGGAGGUACAUUGGCUGUACUUCAGCUCUCAUUAUUUUUAAUCUUCCCGAGCAAACCCCAUGGCUUGACAAAAAGUUUACUUGUGUAAGUUUUUACCUAAUAUAAUCUCAUUAUAGUAUGCCAAAUUACUGCUACUUAUCAUUAAUAGUUAAGGAUGAUACAGCAUUGUGAAUGCUAAUUAACUAUAUAUUUUUUUUAUUGGGAAGAUCUAUUAAUAAAACUUCAUUCAAUAUAAAGUAAUUUUCAAACUAUACAUUCUAUUAAUUUAUAUGUAAGAAAGAAAACAUGAAAUGUCCUAAUUUUGAUCUUUAUUCCAUGACACCAUUUUAAUUUGGCCAGAUCUUUAUUCAACUACUAUAUUUAACUCAAAUAUUUUAACUCUUUAUUUUAUUGUUAAGUUAAACUGCAUUUAGUUUCCUUAUUGUAAAUCUAACAUUGGUUGUGUUAGUAUGUUGUGAUCUCAUGAUCUUUUAAAUUUAUUGUUAUCAUCAUAUGAAACGAAAUGCUUUGUAGCUAUAAAUAUGAAAUAUUUUUUUAUUAAGUUAUCCUUAUGCAGAUGUUUUCAGAUAAUAAUUAUGUUUAAGAAGUUUCUGUUUUUUUUUAAGUUUAAAAAAAAAUUGAUUGACAUUGUUAUAUUAUUAAUAGAGAUCACUAUGAUUUACAUUUUAUGGUUGAUAGUAGUGAACUCAAAAUUCACUCUAUUCCAUAUACAGUGAAUAAAAAACAGAAAAAAAAUGUAAGUUUUAAAAACUAUAUUCCUAUUUUUUGUAGUGUAGUAGUCAAAAAUAUAUUGUGUGUGUUAAUUUUUUUUCUUCAUAUUUUCAUUCUUAUUUUUAGUAAUUUCGAUUAUAACACCGUGAAACAUUGUAUGUGUGUUUAUAUUAUGUCUUGUUUUAUAGUACAAAUUAUGAAAGGAUAGAGAUUUAAUUUAAUAAAGCCAUGGCUAAAUUUAUGCAAAUUAGGUGACAUGUGAUAUGACCUAGUAAGUAAAUUUAAUGUUACAUAUAUAUCAUUUAUGUGUGUACUAUAGUUGAAUAAAAAAUAUUAAAAAAGGUA
Molecule: messenger RNA, 1778 nt
Organism: Bombyx mandarina (wild silkworm)
Lineage: Eukaryota; Metazoa; Arthropoda; Insecta; Lepidoptera; Bombycidae
Gene: slv
Product: sugar transporter SWEET1
Biological process (GO): carbohydrate transport
Cellular component (GO): membrane
Molecular function (GO): sugar transmembrane transporter activity
Source: RefSeq, a predicted model, not a curated record